Messenger RNA from Meyerozyma guilliermondii ATCC 6260, 1500 nucleotides. RefSeq names its product sphinganine kinase (gene LCB4). The record is from RefSeq and is a predicted model, not a curated record. Bases 1 to 1500 code for a protein of 499 amino acids. The transcript has a single exon. Lineage: Eukaryota; Fungi; Ascomycota; Pichiomycetes; Serinales; Debaryomycetaceae. Gene Ontology annotation, cellular component: intracellular membrane-bounded organelle; cytoplasm; membrane. Gene Ontology annotation, biological process: sphingosine biosynthetic process.
AUGUACCUGAGCAUGUCACAAGAACACUUGUUAUACGAGCCGAGCCCCGCUGUGUCGGUGCGGAUUGUUCUGGAUGGCUUGGCCAUCAUGCAAGACCAUGCGGCUUUGCUGUACAAUAAUGAGCCAGAUUUCGACAAACUGAUCUUUUCAUACUGUCGGCCUUAUGGAGGAAAAAGUGACAAGAUUCCGCAAAAAAUACGAUACGUAGAUGUUUUGUGGUGUGAGCAUGAACCGGAGGUGGCGUCAAAUUGCGUCAACUUGACUUUUGUACACCAACAUACAAUUGUUCAGAUGCAAGUUCAUGUAGAUAUUGCCGAUUUUAGCGAUCACGAUAAUGACAUUUCGUCGUAUAUUUUGUCUCAUGCAUACACUAAUGGCCUCAUGAAACCUUCCAUAUACGUGCUUCUCAAUCCUCAUGGUGGUACGGGUCUGGCAAGAUCCAUUUACGACAAGCAUAUUGAAAAGGUUUUAAAGGCUGCAAAUGCAGACAUAACUUUUGUAGAAACCACCUACCUGGGCCAUGCCACCGACUUGAUGCGAGAACUUGAUGUUAGUAAGUACGAUAUUAUUGUGUGUUGCUCGGGAGAUGGUAUACCGUUUGAGGUAAUCAAUGGGUUUUAUUCUCGGCCCGACAAAGGAGUUUCUGCAUUUAACAAGUUGGCAGUUACCCAGCUUCCUUGUGGGUCUGGUAAUGCCUUGAGUCUUAGCACACAUGGGACGGACAAUGCUUUUGAUGCUACUGUUGCCAUGCUAAAGUCGCAGCGUACGAAACUCGACUUGAUGGCUGUUACACAAGGUACAGGCGAAAAUGCCACUACAAGGCUUUCGUUCUUGUCACAAUGCUAUGGAAUGAUUGCUGAUGCAGAUAUAGGUACGGAGCACUUGCGGUGGAUUGGCUCUAUUCGGUUCGAACUUGGGGUACUACAAAAGGUGCUUCUGAGGACCACUUAUCCUUGUGAGCUCUGGAUUGACUAUGCUACAGAUACCAAGCAGCAACUACGUGAGCACUACGAUGACCAUGUGGGAGUUGUGGCUCCAAUCUCAGAAAUCCUGUCGCUGGCUUUGAACUUGAAGUAUCCUGGUUUAGACUCACCACCUCCCACCGAAUGGGUCAAAGUCGACGACCAAGUUGCAUCCACCUUGAACCAAGUCUAUGUUGGAAAUCUCCCGUAUGUUUCCAAGGGAGCGCAAUUCUUCCCUGCCGCUCUUCCCAAUGAUCACCUCAUGGAUCUCAUCAUGACCACCUCCAAAUCAUCCAUCAUAGAUACGUUUUCCGCCAUACUAGCGGUCGAAAAAGGAACUCAUGUGCAUAAUAGCAAGGUAUUCCACGCCAAGAUUCGGGGAUACCGACUCAUACCGAAAAUCAAUAGCAAGGGCCAUUACAUUUCUGUCGAUGGUGAGAGCUUUCCAUUCGAGCCAUAUCAAGUCGAAGUCUUUCCAGGUAUUCUUACCAGUUUAUUGACAGAUUCCAAGUUUGUGGCCACCAGUUAUACAUCAUAG